AUGUUUAUGGACUUGAUGAAUCGAGUAUUUAGAGAUUUUCUUGAUCAGUCUGUUAUUGUGUUUAUUGAUGAUAUUCUUGUGUACUCUAAGACUCGGGAAGAACGCGAGGAACACUUAAGCUUAGUGUUGCAGACUUUAAGAGAGCAUAAGUUGUUUGCAAAGUUUUCGAAAUGUGAAUUUUGGCAACAAUCGGUUAAGUUUUUGGGGCAUGUGAUAUCUGAAUCCGGAGUUUCUGUAGACCCUUCCAAGAUUGAGGCAGUGUUAAGUUGGAAACCACCUGCAACGGUUUCAGAGAUUCGAAGUUUUCUUGGUUUAGCUGGAUAUUACCGUCGUUUUAUCAAAGAUUUUUCUCGAAUUACGGGACCACUUACUAAGCUAACUAGGAAGGGAGUACAGUUUGUUUGGGAUUCUAAGUGUGAGGAUGUUUUUCGGGAGCUUAAGACUAAGCUUACUUCAACACCAAUUUUUACCUUACCUGAAAAAGGAAAGGAGCUUGAAGGUAAGGUUAUUGCCUAUGCGUCUAGGCAAUUGCGUGUCCAUGAGAAGAAUUAUCCAACCCAUGACUUGGAGUUGGCAGCGAUAGUUUUUGCUCUGAAGUUGUGGCGUCAUUACUUGUAUGACGAGAGAUUUGAGCUUUUCACUGAUCAUAAGAGUCUCAAGUAUAUGUUUUCCUAG
This is a messenger RNA of Papaver somniferum (opium poppy), 675 nucleotides long. RefSeq lists its product as uncharacterized. The record is from RefSeq and is a predicted model, not a curated record. Lineage: Eukaryota; Viridiplantae; Streptophyta; Magnoliopsida; Ranunculales; Papaveraceae. Bases 1 to 675 code for a protein of 224 amino acids. The transcript is spliced from 2 exons.